Molecule: messenger RNA, 2158 nt
Organism: Eremomyces bilateralis CBS 781.70
Lineage: Eukaryota; Fungi; Ascomycota; Dothideomycetes; Eremomycetales; Eremomycetaceae
Product: putative lysosomal cobalamin transporter
Exons: 3
Coding region: 160-1959 (599 amino acids)
Biological process (GO): protein localization to vacuole
Cellular component (GO): vacuolar membrane
Source: RefSeq, a predicted model, not a curated record
AGGAAUAACAUGGCAGCUCCAACUUGGGGUCAUGCCUGUUCUCUCGUUUUCUGAGCCUUCUCGUUUACAUUUCCAAUUGUCAUUUAUAUCCUGUUGAGUAUCGACGUCGAGAAUCCCCAGGGGCAUCAAAGAUAGCCAAACCCUCUCAUUGCUCUCAAGAUGGCGCUUAUCCAAACCAGUCUCAUCUGGGUGGCAUACGCUGUCGCGAUAGCCAUACUCCUGGCAAUUGCGUCCGUCUUCGUUUUCACAUAUCAAGCGCCGCGUGAGCGGGCCGCAUCGAUUACCGUCAUCUCCAUUUUUACGACCAGCGCGCUGCUUGCAACCGUCCUCCUUCUUCCGGUGGAUGUCGCGCUUGUAUCCGCGACGAAUCGCUCGAAAUAUGGCAUAAAGAAGGACUGGGCAACACCAGAUACCGUGGAACAUAUAUUGUACACACUAAAAAUCGUGUACUACACUUUGUAUUCCCUAGAUGCCAUCCUCUGCCUGCUGGUUGUGCCGUUUACGUAUUUCUAUUUCGAAGAAUACGACGAUGACGCCGCCGAAGAUGGCUCGCAGACCGUCGCCCAGCGGAUAUUCGGGGCCCUAAAAUACACCUUCUUCUUCCUCGUUCUCGUCGUCCUCCUCUUCCUCGUUGGCUUCUUUGUCCCCUUCGCCAAAGGCAUCAAGCACGGCGAUCACUCUACCAACCUCGACUACUUCAAGAAGCUCCUCUCCGAAAACCAUGGCGAACGCGCCCUCACCUUCACCCUCGGCCUCCUCAUCACCCUCGGCACCCUCAUCUACGUCCUCUAUACCGCCGCCGGCCUCGCUCUCCUUCCCGUCUCCCUCAUCAAGUCCGCCCCCGCCGUCUCCGCCCCCUCCCUCGCUCAAUCUACCGCCUCCCACCUUGACGCCAACCGCGAACGCCAGCGCCAACUCGAGCGCCGCAAUGAAGGCCGCGAAGGGGGACUGGAUAGCCGGGAUCGGCGCGAGCUCGAGUCGCUGAUCCGUGAGGAGCGGACGCUCGUGCGGCGCGAGCGGUUGGCGGCGGAGGCGAGCGGGGAGCACCGCAGCUGGUUGGUGAAGGCGUGGAAUAAGCUCGAAGCCAUCUUCCGGCCAGUAAAGUUGGUGGGGGGGAUUCUUCUGAUGGGGGUGGCGUUGCUGAUUUGGACAUCGAUGCUGAUCACCGGGAUCGACAAGGCGAAGAACAGCGUGUGCGGGGCGCACUGCGGGUAUAUCCUGGGGCACAUCAACAUCUUCCAGCCGAUCAAUUGGGUCCUGGUGCAGUCAUCCAAGGUCUUCCCGAUCGACUACGUCCUCUUCCUCCUCCUCGUCCUCUUCUUCUUCAGCGCCUCCGUCGUCGGGCUCGCUGCCGCGGGCAUCCGCUUCCUCUGGGUCGUCAUCUUCCAGAUCCGCAAAGGCCACACCCGGCCCCAGGCGCUGCUGAUGGCCACCGUGAUGCUCACGCUGAUCGUGCUGGCAAUCAACUACUCGGUCGCCAUGCUCGUCGCCCCGCAGUAUGCCACGUUCGGCCCGCAGACCUACUGUGACCUCGCGCCGCGCCAUCCAGGUGAGCAGCCCGAUUGCUCGCACGAUCGUGCGGCUAUUAGGGCGUGCUCGGAGCUCGCGGAGAAUCCAGUCGCGAGGGAUAUCUGCACGCCGAGCGUGGCGAGCACAUUCAUUAAUCGGGUGACGGCGAAUUUCCCGUUCUUCGGUGUGGUGGACUUUUGGGCGCAGUUCGUCUUCCUUGGCGUCUAUCUCAUCGUCUUCGUGACGACGCUCUUCCGCACCCCGAAGCUCGACUACGAGCAAUUGGAUGCGGAUCUUGUGGAGGAGGAAGAGGAGGGAUUGCUUGCGAGCACGGGACGGAGGUUCAACGCUACCUGGCAAGAUAUCGCCGGGCGCGCGAGGAAGCCGAACGCGAACUACGGUGCCACGACGAACGGCGAAGGUGAAGGCCACGCUGCGGACGGAGAGUGAACUAUCCGAUCCAAAUUGCACGCUUCAAUCUGACUAGUCUGAUAUACCCUGUUUGGCGUUUUGGCCUGGUUUGUAAAAAUACAUGAUGGAAAGGGAAAAGUGGUCUGGCGUUCAUCGAAAGCAAUUUCUUAUCAUUAUCCUUUCCUCCUUCGUCAAGCAAUCUUAAUGACAUGAAUUUUCACAUAUCUUUCGUGUACCU